CCCACUCUCUCUCUCUCUCUCUCUCUCUCUCUACAUGGCAAGGCCACUUCCACUACAGCUUGAUCCCUCCACACCCUUCACCACCACCACCACCACCACCGCUUACCUCCUCCUCGCUGUCAUCGUUGCCACUAUUGCCGCGGUGAUCAUCUCCCUCUGCACAACACACAAGCACUCCAAGAUGUCAGCAAAGCAACAACCAAACAAGAAGAACAACAUCAUACUCCCAACAUCAUCCUCGCUGCGAGGAGACGUCGACAGCCGCCGGAGUCUGCUUGCAAGUCUAAGCAAUGUGGGAAGCAAAGCCGCGGUUAUCACAAAGCUGAUAUCAUGGAAGAGCGAUGACUGUGAAGGCGGUGGUGAGGUGGCAGAGGAGCAGGUGGUGGCAGAGGAGAGCGACGAGGAGGCGGCGCUUUGGAGGAAGAGCAUCAUCAGGGGUGGGAGAUGUCGGCCGUUGGAUUUCUCCGGGCAGAUUCUUUACGACAUCAACGGGAAUCAGCUGCGGCCACCACAGGGCGGCGGUGGUGCUGGAAAGGUUUGAAACUGAUGGAGUCUACCACGUCAUCAGGGACCGAGCCAGUUAAAACACAAUGCAUGAUAAGGGAUUAUAUUGUUGAAGAAGUGGUUAGACUAAUAACCUUUCUGCAUCAACAUAGUCGCUGAAGAAGUGCGAGCGUGGAGGAGUAUAGUCUUAAUAUAUAUAUAUAUAUAUAUAUAUAUA
This is a messenger RNA of Ananas comosus (pineapple), 721 nucleotides long. RefSeq lists its product as uncharacterized. The record is from RefSeq and is a predicted model, not a curated record. The transcript has a single exon. Lineage: Eukaryota; Viridiplantae; Streptophyta; Magnoliopsida; Poales; Bromeliaceae. The coding region runs from base 35 to 541 and encodes 168 amino acids.